This is a messenger RNA of Hirundo rustica (Barn swallow), 2595 nucleotides long. It is a transcript of the gene BSPRY, whose product is annotated as B-box and SPRY domain containing. The record is from RefSeq and is a predicted model, not a curated record. The coding region runs from base 1 to 1179 and encodes 392 amino acids. The transcript has 6 exons. Gene Ontology annotation, molecular function: protein binding. NCBI's taxonomy places the organism in Eukaryota, Metazoa, Chordata, Aves, Passeriformes, Hirundinidae.
AUGGCCCGGGCCGAGCGGCUGCGGGUGAGCGCCGGGACCCGGCCCGGCCCGGCUGAGGGGACCCGGGGCUGGGGGGCGGAGGGGCCGGGAGGCUCCGGGGAGUUCCGGCGGGACGGGGGCUCCGGGCGGGCGGGGGGCCCGCAUCCAUCGCCCCGCCGCUCCGUGUCCCAGAACAAGCUCGUGGAGCGCUGCGAGCGGCUCCAGCUGCAGAGCGCGGCCAUCGCCCGGCACGUGGACGAGGUGCUGCCUGCCAAAGACCAGGGCGUCCUGAGCGCGGCCAGCGCGGCGCGGGAGCUGGUGAUCCAGAGGCUGCUCCUCGUGGGGAAGGCCUGUGAGAACGAGGAGCAGCGGCUGCUGGAGAGGGUGCACGCCGAGGAGGAGCGGGCGCACCAGAGCAUCCUCACCCAGCAGGUGCACUGGACAGAGGCCCUGCACAAGCUGGAUGCCCUCCGCACCUACCUGGUGGACAUGAUCACCAAGCUGGAUGACCAGGGCCUGCUGCAAGCAGAACAAGAAAUCUUCGAGAGGACGGAGGUAGCGGAGGGAAUCCUGGAGCCACAGGAGUCCCUGAAGUUAAACUUUAAUCAGACCUGUGUUCAGAGUCCACUGCUGCAUCGACUGUGGGCCUGUGCUGUGCUCUGCUGCCUCACAGGCUCACAGGAGGUUCACAUCGAUGAGAAAACCCUGAGCCCCCACCUCAGCCUGUCAGAAGACAAGAGAACCCUGACCUUCAGCCCCAAGAAAGCAAAGGUGGACUCGGACUGCCCCGAGCGGUUUGACCACUGGCCCAACGCUUUGGCCACUGCACCUUUCCACUCGGGGGUCUGUGCCUGGAAGGUCAGCGUGGAGCAGAGCUGUGCCUACAAGCUGGGGGUUUGCUACAGCUCCGUGCCCAGGAAGGGCUCUGCCAACGAAGGCCGCCUGGGCUUCAACACUGCCUCCUGGGUGUUCUCACGCUAUGACAAGGAAUUCCGGUUCCUGCACGCGGGGCAGCCCCAGCCCGUGGAGCUGAUUAAGGCCCCGGCAGAGAUUGGGGUCCUGCUGGACUUUGCUGGGGGGGAGCUGCUGUUCUACGACCCCGACUCCUGUGCCAUCCUCUUCUCCCACCGCCAGGCCUUCCUGGAGCCCGUCUACCCUGUCUUUGCCGUGGCACACCAGAGCAUCUCGCUGGUCCUGUGAGCGGGGUGUGGCCGUGUGUGACUGUGUGUGCUCUGGCAGUACCGGGGGGAACGAGCCCGGGCAGGGCUGUGGGCUGUGUCCAGGGGCCUUCAGACAACACCUGCCUUCACACUACACCUGUUCCUCUGUGUUUUCUGCAGCUUUCCUCUCGUCCCGGAGCCUGCACCCUGUGCUGGGGUGAGGGGUCUGGGAAUGCCUGGCUGGGCCAGCUGCUCCUAGGUGAAUUGUUUCAUUUCUGCCCCACCAAAGGCAGCUUUCCAGUCAGCUGAUGGGCUGGAGAAGAGAGGAGAAAUAGUGAGAGAUACGUAUGGAGAAAUGGCAGGGAGGAGGCCCGUGGAAAGGGACAUACGGUGCUCUACAGCUCCUUGACAGGAGGGUGGAGCCGAGGGGAUCAGGCUCUGCUCACAAGCAGCAGUGAAAGGACAAGAGGAAACAGCUUCAAGUUGUGCCAGAAGAGGUUUAGGUUGGAUAGUGGAGAAAAUUUCUCUGGCACAGCUGCCCAAGACAGUGAUGGAGUCACCAUCCCUGGAGGGGUUUAAAAGGCAUUGUGGAUGUGGCACUUGAGGACAUGGUUUAAUGGUAGCCUAGGCCUAGGGUUGGGAGAGCAGUUGGACUUGAUCCUAAAGGUCUUUUCCAGCCUAAAUGAUUCUGUGAUUCCCUGACUGGGACACAGCUGGAGAUGCUUUUGGGAGGAGCUACCCCACUGCAGAGCAGGGACAGUGCAGGGGGCUCUUCCCUGUAGGGGAAUAGUGCUGGGGACAGGGGCACUGCUGAGGGGCUGUGGCCAUGUCCAAGCACAGGAACAAGCAAAGAGCAGCAGAAAGAAACCAAAACUGAGUGUCCCAAGGAAGUGGGGUUUGAGUAUAAUGGUGCAAACACAGGGAGCUGAUGGGAGCAGGCAGGGAGGAAGGAGAGGUGUAGGCCUGGAGUUCGGCCACAGAGAGGGGUUUUAAGUCAUCUUUAAAGAGUCAUAUUUAUUUCUCACUACCUGAGUCAGUAAAGUUUGUUAAUUGGCAAUUCAUGAAGUGAAGUUGCCCAGCUCCAGACCAUUUUCCCCACAGCAGGAGACCUGCAGGCACCUCCUGCCUGCCUCCUGCUCUUGGGAAGGGGGGGAUGUUGGUGAGGUGGCAAAGCUGGGGCACUGAGGGUGCAGGGCCUGGGCAGGGAUGUCCUGAGUGCUCUGUGUGGGCAAACCUUCCCUGGAACAAGGCCAGCACUUGCACUGGGAGAUGCCUGAGCCUGUCCCCAGGGGGACUGAGAAGGGAAUAACCUCAAUAUCUACCUCCAUCUCCUGCCAGAAUGAGCCUCUGAAGUGACCCAGUCCCAGCCCUUUUAGGGGAAGAUACCACAGCUGACCCUCUUUAGUGUUUUUAGAGCCAUGAAACACAUCUGCUCCACUGCUGGGCAUAAGAAAUA